AUGGUCAAAAUCAAAUCAACUACAGGUUAUUCACAAAUAGUUAGAGCUUUGAUUGAUCAAGGAUCUGAAGCGUCAUUUAUAACUGAAGCCACAGCACAAUUCCUGAAGUUAAAGCGAGAUUCAGUGAACGGUGUUAUAUCAGGAGUCGGAGAAGGUCAAACACAAGCGAAGAGUAUGGCUUCUUUUGAGAUCGUAUCUUUACGUAACCCUGAGUUUUCUAUUCAAGUCAAUGCGUUCGUGUUGAAGAGGUUGACUUCAUUUAUACCGUCCCGAGACUCAUCUAUACAUGAUUGGAAAGAGAUCACAAACUUACCUUUGGCUGACCCUACCUACAGUACACCUGGACGAAUAGACAUUAUUCUAGGUGCUGACAUCUACGGAGAAAUUCUACUGGAUGGUUUUCUGAAACAUUCUGAGUUAUCUGGACCAGUUGCACAAAACACGCAAUUGGGCUGGAUAUUAUCUGGAAAAAUAAAAAAUGAAUUAGUGCAAGAAAAUCGCAAUAUUAUCAGCAUGCAUAUACAACCAAAGGAAGAUGAGUUUUUAAAACAAUUCUGGGAGAUAGAAAGAGAACCUGAAAGUAUCAUAAAGAGAAAGACUAAAGAGGAAUUAAGAUGUGAAGAAAUUUACGAAGAAACAACAUAUAGAAACAGUGAAGGACGUUACGUCGUCAGAUUACCUUUUAAAAGUCCUAAUCCAGAAUGUCUAAAUGGUCAAUCAAAAGAGAUAGCGCUACGAAGGUUCAAAUUAUUAGAGAAGAAAUUACUUAAAAAUACAAAGCUACAAGAAGAGUACAAAAACGUAAUAGAGGAUUAUUUACAGCAAAAUCACAUGAGAAAAAUAACUGAUGAGAGAGAGUUACGUGAUAAUCACGUCGUUUAUCUACCACACCAUGCAGUGAUUAGAGAUGAUAAACAGACUACCCGAGUAAGAGUGGUGUUCGACGCUUCGAGCAAAGGAGUGAACAAUGUGUCAUUAAAUGACAAUCUUCUCGUCGGACCCAAAUUACAAAGUGAUCUACGUCAUAUUCUAAUAAGAUGGAGAUGCCAUAGAAUUUGUAUAGUUGCAGACUUAGUUAAAAUGUAUCGUCAAGUGGUUGUCAACGAGCAAGAUACAGAUUUCCAAAGAAUACUAUGGAGAUCAAAUCCACACGAAUCUAUUCAACAUUACAAACUACUGAGACUUACCUUUGGAACAUCUUGUGCGCCAUACUUAGCUGUAAAGUCUUUGCAACAACUAGCAAAAGAUGAGCAAACAAAAUAUCCACUUGCGGCACUAAUCACUCUGCAAGACUAUUAUAUGGACGAUUUACUUACCGGAUGUGAAACAACAAAGCAAGCUAUAGAGAUAUAUGAGCAAAUGAAUAAUUUAAUGAGAGCAGGUGGUUUUGAACUCCAAAAAUGGAGCAGCAACAGCGAAGACUUACUGGAACACAUCUGUAAAGAGAAUCAAAGAGACAAUCAGUUAAUACAAUUUAAAUCUAAUGAUAGCAUAAAAGUAUUAGGUCUUACCUGGAACAAUACAAACGAUAAUUUUCAAUAUCAUUUUCAACUACCUAAAAGUAAUGAGAAUGGAGAAGACGUAACUAAAAGAAAAGUACUGUCUGAGAUAGCGCGUCUUUACGAUCCUAUGGGCUGGAUAGCAUCAAUCGUCGUUAGAGCGAAGAUUUUUAUACAGAAACUGUGGAUAGCAAAAUUAUCAUGGGAUGAGAGACUCACCCCACAAUUAUUACACGAGUGGCAACAAUUCAAAGAGGACCUACCAAAAUUAGAGAAGAUCGUCAUUCCGAGAUGGUUUCACGUCAGUAUCGGAGAUAAUGUAGAACUGCAUGCAUUCGCUGAUGCAUCUCAGUCAGCUUAUGCAGCAGCGGUGUAUUUAAAAUCGACCAGCAAAGAUGGUAGCAUCGCCGUCAACCUUGUCACCGCUAAAACGAAGGUAGCGCCAGUGGAGAAGAAGAUAUCAAUCCCACGCCUGGAACUGUGUGCAGCGCUACUAGCUGCAAAAUUAGUAUACGAAGUGUCCCAAGUCAUGAACAUUCCUAAGAGUAAAAUAUACGCGUGGUCUGAUAGCACGAUAGUUUUGGCAUGGAUAGCAGGAGAGCCGAGUCGAUGGACGACUUUCGUGAGCAAUAGAACAUCUGAGAUCCUUACCAUGCUGGAACCAGAGCAGUGGAGACACGUAGCUACAGAUCAAAAUCCAGCUGAUAGCGCGUCUAGAGGACUGAAAGUAACAGAGUUAAUAGAUAACAAAUUGUGGUGGCAUGGUCCAAAUUGGCUACAUCAAGAAACUUAUGAACAGAACACAAGCAAUAAUUUUGAGACUACAGAAGAGGCAAAACCAAUUAAAGCACUAACUACUACUACUAAAGAUCAGGAAGAAUUUAUUUGGACGAGAUUUUCAACAUUACCUAAAAUGCUAAAGGUGUUGUCUUAUUGCAAAAAGUUUUUAUAUUUGAGACUACCAAAGGAACAACGAAAUAUUUCAUUCAAAAUUGUGAGUCGAGAGGAAACAGAGGCUAUAUUAAAAUAUUGUAUAAAAGAGACACAGAAGAUGUAUUUCGAAGAUGACAUUAAUCGUUUAAGAGCGGGGCAAAGUGUAUCACAGAAGAGUCAACUACUUACCUUUCAUCCAGUUAUCGAUGAAACUGGACUUUUGAGAGUGGGAGGCAGAAUUCAAGAGGCUCAAGUUGAUUAUACAAGACGUCAUCCAGUUAUUUUACCCAGUGGAAGUCACAUCACCAAAUUAAUAAUUGAAGACGCACAUAUAAAAACACUUCAUGGAGGACCACAACUGAUGUUAAACUAUUUAAGAUCGAAGUACUGGAUACUUAAAGCAAGAAAUUUAGUGAAGAAGUGCUAUAGAAAUUGUGUUACAUGCUUAAGAUAUUCACGAAAAAACAACAAUCCGUUUAUGGGACAGCUUCCGGAGGCGAGACUUAAACCAACGAGGCCGUUCAAAAUUGCUGGCGUCGAUUUCACAGGAUUUAUAAACAUACGAUUUUCGCCAGGACGAGGAGCCAAAUGCUAUAAAGGAUACAUUUGUCUAUUCGUAUGCUUCGUAACCAAAGCGAUUCACCUUGAAGCUGUGUCAGAUUUGACUUCUUCGGGAUUCAUUGCAGCAUUCCAGAGAUUUGUGUCAAGAAGAGGAUAUUGUGAAACAUUAUAUUCAGAUAAUGGAACAAAUUUUAUCGGCGCAGAUAGAGAACUAGGAGAAAUGUUUGACCGAGUUAAAUCUAAAUUACCUGACGAACUUCAGCAUCUUCUAGCAAACGAGGGAACGGCAUGGAAGUACAGCCCACCGCAUGGACCAAACUUCGGAGGACUAUGGGAAGCUGGUGUUCGCUCAACAAAAAUGCAUCUGAAAAGAAUAAUCGGAGAUUCUACACUUACCUUUGAAGAGCUAACGACGGUCUUGACGCAAAUAGAGGCCUGUCUUAAUUCACGACCUUUGUCUUACCUGAGUGAUAAUCCAAAUGACCCCAUGCCAUUAACGCCUGGUCAUUUCUUAAUAGGGGAACCAUUGCGAAUUAUACCAGACGAGAGUUAUGAAGAUUGCAACAUUUCAAAUUUGAGGCGGUGGAAGUACUGCCAAAAAUUGAUGAAUGAUUUCUGGAGAAAAUGGUCCAAUGAAUAUUUAGUUACCUUGAAUCAGAGACACAAAUGGACCACAAAGAAGAAGGAGCCUGAAAUCGAUGAUAUUGUUUUAAUAAGAGACAACAACAUACCCCCAGCCAAAUGGUGGUUGGGCAGAAUCAUUGAGAAGCAUACUGGAAAAGAUAACGUUACACGAGUCGUAUCUAUUAAAACUAAAAAUGGAAUUUGUAAAAGACCAUGUAAUAAGCUAUGUUUUUUGCCAAAAGACACAGAGUAG
Molecule: messenger RNA, 3870 nt
Organism: Papilio machaon (common yellow swallowtail)
Lineage: Eukaryota; Metazoa; Arthropoda; Insecta; Lepidoptera; Papilionidae
Exons: 1
Coding region: 1-3870 (1289 amino acids)
Biological process (GO): DNA integration
Molecular function (GO): nucleic acid binding
Source: RefSeq, a predicted model, not a curated record